GGGCUAGUUUCAUCUGGCUAGCUGCUCAGGUUUUUCCCAAGCGAAGACCCGUAUCGCUUCUCUGACCAAUGUCCACUCACUCUCUGGCCGAUUCCAUCACAUUAUUCUUCCGUUUCCCCUCUCCAUAUGGCUAGGAAUGAUGGCGGCCUACUCAAUGCCGGAAGGAUAAAUACUACACAGCUGUAAGCUGAGAUCUCUGCCCAAAAUCUUACCUCUUCUUCCUCAAACUCCCCCUUCUCUCUCUCCCCUGUACUUUAUACGACCUGGUAGCGCCUUCGAAGCUUUCCUACAUCUUGCUAUCCUUGUUAUUUUGCAUAUUGAUAACUUGCCACAUAUACCAUGGCCGAUUCGCCGUCGUCUUCAGACCCUUCUGAGAAGGAUUUAGAAACAGGUGAACAACGCUUGGGUCGUCCAGAACGGAGGACAACCAUCAGGUUUGAUGGUACGUCAUCCUCGGAGACUCAGGGGGUAGCCUAUCAACCCCAACAGUCUAAUCGCCCCCGUUCCCUCAGCAGGGACUCGGUGAAGAGCGGGCGAAGUGGCGUGCAGAGCUCUGGGACAGCUGGUAUCCCUAUCGAAUUCCGAACUCUAUCUAUCCAAAUAUCGGAGGCGCAGAGAGCUACAGAAGAAGUUAUAAAAGAAAGGCAAGAGAAGGAGAAGCAUCCGGAUCAGGACUACUUUGAGAGCUUAGACUUUCAUAUCCUCAACACAGACAGAUUGUCUCAGCAACUCAAUGUCGAUUGCAGAUAUGGACUCAGUUCAUCAGCUGCUGCUCAACGACUCCAGCGCGAUGGCAAGAACGUAAUAGCACACCACCGAGAAAACUACAUCAAAAAGAUUCUCGGUUAUGUCUUCGGCGGUUUCUGUUCGGUGCUGUGGAUUGGUGUUAUUAUCUUCUUCAUCUGCUGGAAACCUUUGAGCGACCCCCCCUCCGUUCCUAGCCUUGCAAUGGCGAUCUUGGUCAUUAUCGUUAUCGUUCUGCAAGCAAGUUUCUCAGCCUUUCAGGACUGGUCUACAAAGCAUGUGAUGAACUCGAUACUCAAUCUGCUCCCAUCCGAAGCGCUCGUGCUACGCGACGGGAAACAGACAAGAGUUCCUUCAACGGAGCUUGUCGCUGGUGACAUAGUGUACGUCGGUAUUGGAAAUAAGGUCCCGGCAGAUAUGCGUCUCUUCCGAAGCUCGGGAGACGUUCGCUUCGAUCGCGCAGUGCUCACGGGUGAGUCUGAUGAGAUCGACGGAGCAAUAGACGCUACAGACAACAAUUUUCUAGAAACAAGAAACAUUGCUUUCAUGGGUACCAGUGUGACAAAUGGAAAUGCGGUUGGCAUGGUGGUGCUUACUGGUAGUCGUUCUGUGAUGGGUCGUAUAGCCAAGAUGACUGCUGGCGUCAAGGAGAAGCCAACAUUGAUCCAAAAAGAGAUUACACGGUUUGUUACGAUUAUCAUUGGUCUUACCAUCACGUUGGUCUUGAUUAUUCUAUUCACCUGGGUCGGCUGGUUGCGUGUUGACCAUUAUUCCUUCAUGAAUGUCGUGGCAAUGUUGAAUAAUGUGAUGGGCUGCGUUGUUGCUUUCAUACCCGAAGGCAUGCCAGUCGGCGUUGCUCUCACUCUCAUGAUGGUUGCAAAGCGUAUGAAGAAGGCCAACAUCCUACCCAAAGGUCUUGCCACGGUUGAGACUUUGGGUUGCGUGAACGUUAUCUGCUCGGACAAGACCGGCACUUUAACUCAGAAUAAAAUGUCAGUCAGGUCGCUAGGGCUGCUCGAUACGGCGCUUGACGUAAAACAACUUCCUAAUAUACAGCGAAAUGAGAUGUCAGAGUCCCUGAAGAGUUUACUGCGCGGAUCGCUGUUGUGCAACGACGCUUUCUUUGAUCCGGCGACAAUUGCUCUUCCAGUCAUUGAGCGAGGUGUCACGGGCAAUGCCACUGAUGCCGCUGUCCUACGCUUCGCCGAGUCUAUCAUGCCCGACGGUCGUAAUCAGCUAUCGGUUUUCGAAAGAAUUCAUCAAGUUCCCUUCAACUCGAAGAACAAAUGGAUGCUCACGAUUCAUCGGGAUCCCACCGAUCCAGAUGGAUAUCUUGUCUUCGUCAAAGGUGCACCGGACGUAUUACUUCCAAAAUGCACUUCGUAUCUAUCAGGCAUCGAUAACACAGUCAAAAUGCUGGAUGAGAAUGCAAAAGGGCUGUUCUCGAACUUCCAAGCCGAAUUGUCCCGACGCGCUGAGCGUGUUAUUGUUAUCUGUCAGCGACGGUUCAUUCCUCGUGCAGCUGUUGGGUCUAACGACUUCAGCGACGAGGUAUUGGCUGAAUGUGUCCAAAAUUUAACAGUUACUGGAAUUUUUGGAAUAAUUGAUCCCCCUCGUCCAGAAACUGCCGAGACGGUUGCGGCUUGUCGAAGAGCAGGAGUUCGUUUUUUCAUGGUUACGGGUGACUUCGGUCUGACUGCUGCAGCAAUCGCAAGAGACAUAGGUAUCUUCAGUGGUACUGCUGAGCCAGAUACCGUAGAUGACCUGAAGCCCUUCACGAACGGCGAGAUUGGUGAGAAGCAGCCGAUACACUCUCGCCAUAGUCUCCUCGUUGAUGGCAAGCACAUUCCAACCCUAAACGACUGGCAAUGGGACACCAUAUGCAAGUACGAGGAAAUCGUGUUCGCUCGAACAACUCCUGAACAAAAAUAUCGCAUUGUAGAAGAGCUCAAGAGCCGGGACAAUGUCGUUGCAGUAACAGGAGACGGAGUCAAUGAUGCUCCAGCACUACGAGCAGCUGACAUUGGAAUUGCAGUGGUCUCCGGCAGUGAUGUUGCAAUCGAAGCAGCCGACUUGGUUCUCCUAGACCGAUUCGACUCUAUUGCCCAAGCCAUCCGACUGGGCCGGCUGGUGUUCCAAAACCUCCAAAAGCUGAUCGCAUAUCUGCUACCCGCCGGUAGUUGGUCGGAGAUCUGGCCAGUCCUGAUGAACGUAUUCUUCGGCGUCCCGCUACCUUUGAGCUCCUUCCUCAUGAUCAUCAUCUGCGUAUUUACAGACCUAUUCUGCUCCCUUUCUCUCAUCAUGGAGAAGGAGGAAUAUGACCUCCUCAGCGUGCCCCCUCGAAAUCACAAAAAGGACCACCUAAUCAACCUCAAGAUAUAUGGUCAAUCAUACCUCUUUGUCGGCGUCAUGGAAGCCUUCUGCGCCCACUCAAUGUUCUUCCUGUACAUGUACAAGAAAGCGGGAAUCCCCUUCCACGCCCUCAUCUUCGCGUUCGAAAAGUACUCCGAUGGCUUCUACGGCUACACCCAGGACGAGCUAACCAACUUCAACAACGUCGGCCAAGGUGUCUACUUUGUCAGUCUCGUCAUGCUACAGUGGGGCAACAUCCUCUCUGUCCGAAACAAACGCAUGUCCAUCCUCCAAGCAGACCCCGUCCGCAAACAACGCCGUAACCCCUGGCUCCCCUUGUCGAUGGCCAUAUCCCUCGUCAUCGCAAUUUUCGUUACCGAGGUCCCUGGAUUUCAUAAAUUAUUUAACACCGCGCCGGUCCCCAUCGAGUUCUGGUUUAUUCCUUUAGCGCUGGCGCUGGGGAUCCUGCUUAUGGAUGAGCUUCGAAAGCUGCUUGUGCGACAGUUCCCGAGGAGUAUAAUUGCGAAGAUCGCUUGGUGAUUGUGCUUUAGCCGGAGGUAAAACAAUAUGAGUACAAUUUUUCUGGCAUUUUAGAUGGAUGAGAUAUCUUCGAUCCAAAGAUGAUGUAUGAGAAGGUUCAUGAAAAUGGAAAUGGUAGCAAUAGUGUUUAUAAGUUCAUGUACAUGCUUGCAAUUGGAAUACAUAAUGCGAGUGACUGACAUGUCACAAGUCGGAUGUGAACUUAUGAAAGUAGAUUCCGAAAGGAAUAUACAACCAAGUGAUACCAGAUAUCGGUGAUAUACUCUUCCGUAUAUCUCUCCUUUUAUUGCUUAGCAUAUACAGAAUUCGUGGCACGAGUGACUAAUACGAGUGUCAACUGGGCAGAUUUCAAAACAUCCAUGCAUCAUGCUUGCAUAGCCAAGACUACGCCUAAAGCUUAGCAUGUGUUAAGCUUUGAGA
Messenger RNA from Aspergillus pseudotamarii, 4056 nucleotides. RefSeq names its product cation-translocating P-type ATPase. Gene Ontology annotation, molecular function: ATP binding; ATP hydrolysis activity; P-type sodium:potassium-exchanging transporter activity. Lineage: Eukaryota; Fungi; Ascomycota; Eurotiomycetes; Eurotiales; Aspergillaceae. The record is from RefSeq and is a predicted model, not a curated record. The coding region runs from base 340 to 3636 and encodes 1098 amino acids. Gene Ontology annotation, cellular component: membrane. The transcript has a single exon. Gene Ontology annotation, biological process: intracellular sodium ion homeostasis; intracellular potassium ion homeostasis; potassium ion import across plasma membrane.